AUGAAAGGGUUCCUGCCACAUCUGCGAGUUCUCCCAGAGGAAUUGGAACGCAACCACAGCGAUGUGUCUCUGAGCUCGGUGGACAUCCACGAAGAAGUUUCACAAAGUGCUAAAAAAGACGAAGAGACGAAGACAGAGGCUUUGGAAAAUGAGAGCCAGGAACCACAGUCGCUUCAGAGCGGAAUCCCAUACGAACUUCGUGACGAAAAGGGUCGAAAGUGGUGGAAGUACUUUGACGAGUUCGAAUACCGUGCUAACUCGGAGUACAAGAAGUCGCGCAACUGGUAUACCUUUUUGUAUCCAAACCACACGACGCAAACCAAAUCGGAGCGCAGGCUGCUGUACAAAUUGGAUCUCAUGAUCGGAGUGUAUUUUUUGAUGCUAUGUUGGUGUAAAUCAUUAGACACCAGUAACUACAGUAACGCGUACUUUUCUGGAAUGCAAAAGGAGCUUAACAUGACCAAAAACGAUUAUAUCAAUACGGUUGCCAUCUCAAACGUAGGUGCUAUUGUGCUUCAGUUGCCCUUCAUGUACAUUUUACCCAGAUUUCCAGCCCAUCUUAUUCUGCCUAUUAUGGACUUGGGAUGGUCUUUCUUCACAUUUGCGUGCUACAGAGCUCAUUCGUUAGCCGAGCUUAGGGCGUAUAGAUUCAUGGUGAGUGCUUUUGGUUCCGCUUACUACCCUGUAUCACAAUAUGUUCUGGGUUCAUGGUAUGCACCCGAUGAAAUCAGUUCCAGAGUUUGCUUAUUUUUCUGUGGCCAACUACUAGGUGGUGUUACUUCUGGUCUAUUACAAGCCAGGACUUACAAAGACCUGAACGGAGUUCAUGGCAUAUCUGGAUGGAGAUGGAUGUUCCUGAUUGAUGGGAUCGCCAUUUCGAUACCAUGUGCUAUUAUUGGCUUUUUUGUUAUCCCAGGUAUCCCAUCAAAGUGCUACUCUUUGUUUUUGAGCGACGAAGAGAUCAGAGUUGCUCGUGCUCGUAACAGAAGAAAUCAAAUCAAUGACGGUGUCGCCAAAAAUAAACUACUACCGCUAUUGUCGUGGAAAAUCUGGAAAAAGAUAUUUUUCACCCCAGCAUUUUGGGUUUUAGUCGUCUUCGAUACCUGUUCUUGGAAUAAUAUGACGGCAUUUAGUGGAAGUUUCCUGUUUUGGUUGCAAAACGACCAUAAUUAUUCAGUGGUUACAAUCAACAACUUGUCAGUCUUGCCGGCUUGUCUUGGUUUCGUGUUUGUAUUUUUGUGCGCCUGGGGCGCCGACUUGUUCCGUUGCAAGUGGGUCUUCAUGGUGUUUUCUCAAAUCAUGAAUUGUGUGUCGUGCGCUAUACUUAUCAAGUGGGAUGUUGCGAACAGUACUAAAUGGUUCGCAUUCUUGAUCACUUAUUUUUCGGUUGCAGCGUCGCCAUGUUUAUGGUCUUUCAUCAACGAUUUUCUGAGAUUAGACCCACAACUGAGAGCUGUGACAUGGAUAGCCAUCUACAGUUUCUCACAGUCCACGUAUGCGUGGAUUCCAACUUUAGCGUGGAAAACAGUUGAACAGCCAAGGUUUAAAACUGGUUACACAGUGAGUUUGGUGUUUUCGGCGGUGUACGGUCUAUGGACGUUCGUUGUCCUAUACUUUUACAAGAGGAACGAGAAGAAAAAUGCCUUGGGUAAUGGAAUUAUUCUGUAUAAUAGCGAUAAUGGUGAGGCGGCCCCAGCUUUCAUCGAAACGCAGAUGGAAAAGAAGGGCGAGUACUACUACGUCAAAGAUAAGGAAAACGAGGCUUCAUACAAAAAUGACUUUUAA
Molecule: messenger RNA, 1785 nt
Organism: Lachancea nothofagi CBS 11611
Lineage: Eukaryota; Fungi; Ascomycota; Saccharomycetes; Saccharomycetales; Saccharomycetaceae
Source: the annotation of a GenBank genome assembly